Molecule: messenger RNA, 1620 nt
Organism: Penicillium salamii
Lineage: Eukaryota; Fungi; Ascomycota; Eurotiomycetes; Eurotiales; Aspergillaceae
Source: the annotation of a GenBank genome assembly
AUGUACGACUUCGACGUGCCAACUGACUUAGGUCAGGCCACUGUACGCAUUGGUCUGCCACCUGCCUCACUCCUCAACUUCCCUCCCAAUGAGCUUCCAGUGACCAUUCCCGCUCCCCACGUCGACUCGCCCACCUGGAAGCAGCCCUUCAAUAUCCCCAAUGGCCUGUACAACCAGCUCCUCGACGUGCGCGUACCCAUUACUAUCGCCAGCGUAUACGCGAUCACCGUGGUGUUGAUCAAUCGGAUCAACAAGAGCCGUGGAUAUAAGCCCUAUGCAUUCAGCAAUACCCCUCUGUUCAAGCUGUUUGUCGUUCUCCACAAUGUCUUUUUGGCCGUUUACUCUGCCUGGACCUUCGCGGGUAUGUUCCAGGCUUUCAGCAGCUCGUUCCCAGAUCGCGAGGAUUCCUAUGGUCUGGUUGGCGUGGUCGAUUCUUUGUGCAAGAUCAAUGGUCCUCGUGGAUACGGCAACGCUGCGACCUACAGCCCUAUCACCAACACUUGGUCCAUUCCCAAUUCGUCGUUCCAGUUGACGAACGGUAUGCCGGAUCCCACAGAUGUUGGCCGUCUCUGGAACCAGGGUCUGGCAUACUUCGGUUGGAUUUUCUACUUGUCCAAGUUCUAUGAAGUGGUUGACACCGCUAUCAUCUUGGCUAAGGGUAAGAAAAGCUCGACUCUUCAGACUUAUCACCACGCGGGAGCUAUGAUGUGUAUGUGGGCUGGUAUCCGCUACAUGGCUGCCCCCAUUUGGAUCUUCUGUCUGGUUAACUCCGCUAUCCACGCCAUGAUGUACACCUACUAUACCCUCACAGCCCUGCGCAUCCGCGUCCCCAACCCCAUCAAGCGUAGCUUGACCACUAUGCAAAUCACCCAGUUUGUCUUCGGAACCAACAUGGCUGCCGCAUACCUCUUCGUGCACUACACCAUCCCCUACCCCUCCGGUAGCGCAGCCCUGCAGGAUAUCUCUGCCGCUGCCUCUGCCGCCGUCAGCGCCGACGCUGGCGCCCUUCCCUGGCUGAAGAAGCUUGCUCUCCGCGCCGCAGGUGCCGAGGGCAUCGCCGAGAACGUGGGCACCUUUGGUACCGCCCCUGUUCAGCAAUCCGGCUACUCCCAGGAGAUGGUGACCUGCAUGGACACCACGGGUCAAGCAUUCGCUAUCUGGCUCAACGUUUCCUACCUCCUCCCCCUGACCUACCUGUUCGCGCGAUUCUUCGUGCGCUCCUACCUGAACCGCAAGGACCCCGGCGUUAAGCAGCCUACCCACAUGGAGGCCGCCGAGAAGGCCGGUAUGGAAGCUCUGAAGAGUCUAAGCCGCGAAAUCCGCAAGGCUGCCAUUGAGGGUGAGAACAGUGAAGUGACCACUGAUGACGAGGUUAUGAAGGCUCGCGUGCAGAAGAUCGCCGAAGCUAAGGCUCCGGCACCGGACUCCCCGGUCCGUACGCGCUCCGCGGCUUCUAAGAAGGCUUCGGCUUCGGCUUCGGUCAACCGCUCCGAGUCGGAGCAGGGCUUUGCUCCUGUUCCUUCGAAGAAAGGUGCUAAGAAAUCCAAGGCCGAGAAGGGCUCUCCUUCUCCCAAUACAAAGGGAGAGAACCCUUUCGGGGUCUUGGAUAACAAUGCUUGA